AUGGCCCAUGCCCUGCCUUCAUGUGCGCUCACCGCCGCCAUCGCUGCGGUCAAGUCCGCGCUCAAGACGUUUCGGAUCCGCGCCGAGAAGAAGCUCCCGGGCAUUGUCAACUACUUCGGUUGGUGCACUUGGGACACCUUCUACCAGGACGUCAGCCAGGAGGACGUCGAGGCCGGGCUCCGCAGCCUCAUUGCCGCCGCCCAACUACUGCGGCAGUGUCCUGGCCGUGGGCCCUGGCACGCCAUCACCAGCUACUGCGGCAGCGUCCGUCCGGACGCGGCCCACGGCCGGGACGGAGCACUACUGCUCAAGCUAGCAGUUUCCCAAGGUGUCACCGGGUGUCGUGGAGAACGAGCUCGGGAUGAUGACCGACAUGCUCACCCUGCAAGGGCUCGGCUUCGCUCACCCGUGUACCGCUUCUACGACGAACUCCACGCGUACCUCGCCACCGGCAGCGUCGACGGCAUCAAGGUGGACGUGCAGAGCGUCCUCGAUACGCUCGGCGCCGGUCAUGGCGGACGCGUGCAGCUCACCAAGCAGGACCAUCAGGCGCUCGACGCCUCCAUUGCCAAGAACUUCCAGGAGAACCUCCCAUAG
This is a messenger RNA of Setaria italica (foxtail millet), 597 nucleotides long. Its product is annotated as probable galactinol--sucrose galactosyltransferase 6. The transcript has 2 exons. NCBI's taxonomy places the organism in Eukaryota, Viridiplantae, Streptophyta, Magnoliopsida, Poales, Poaceae. The record is from RefSeq and is a predicted model, not a curated record. The coding region runs from base 1 to 597 and encodes 198 amino acids.